GAGACAAAUGAACAGAAGCUGUUUAAGAUCGCCAGUGAGCUCUUGCACACAGAGAAGGCCUACGUAGCAAGACUUAACCUGCUGGACCAGGUAUUCUGUACUAAGCUAAUGGAGGAGGCCAAUAAAGGAACGUUCCCCGUGGAGGUCGUGAAGAACAUCUUCUCCAACAUUUCCUCUAUCAACACCUUUCACAGCCAGUUUCUGCUUCCAGAUCUGGAGAAACGCAUGGGAGAAUGGGCGUCCACACCUCGCAUUGGAGACAUCCUGCAGAAACUCACACCCUUCCUCAAGAUGUAUGCAGAGUAUGUGAAGAAUUUCGACAAGGCUAUGGAGCUGCUGAAACAGUGGACUGAUCGUUCGCCUCAAUUCAAGGCCAUCAUUCAGGAGAUACAGAGUCAGGAGGUAUGUGGCUGCCUGACGCUACAGCAUCACAUGUUGGAGCCCGUGCAGAGGGUCCCUCGUUACGAAAUGCUGCUUAAAGACUAUCUGAAGAAGCUGCCGCAGGACGACCCUGACAGACGAGAUUCAGAAAGUAAGUCAGCAAAGUAUGGCAUA
Plectropomus leopardus (leopard coralgrouper) is the source of this 555-nucleotide messenger RNA. The record is from RefSeq and is a predicted model, not a curated record. NCBI's taxonomy places the organism in Eukaryota, Metazoa, Chordata, Actinopteri, Perciformes, Serranidae.